This is a messenger RNA of Hylaeus volcanicus, 9799 nucleotides long. RefSeq names its product cAMP-dependent protein kinase type II regulatory subunit (gene Pka-R2). Gene Ontology annotation, cellular component: cAMP-dependent protein kinase complex. The record is from RefSeq and is a predicted model, not a curated record. The transcript has 8 exons. The coding region runs from base 660 to 1814 and encodes 384 amino acids. Gene Ontology annotation, biological process: regulation of protein phosphorylation. Lineage: Eukaryota; Metazoa; Arthropoda; Insecta; Hymenoptera; Colletidae. Gene Ontology annotation, molecular function: cAMP-dependent protein kinase regulator activity.
UAUGUCGGAAUUUGAACGGUUCGUCAGCCAAUAAGAGGACCGAUAUAGAUAACGUUGCAUCAAAGAGCAAUAGUUUCAUUGGUUGAAUGGUUGUGUGCAUUUCCGCCAAAGUAGUAGUGUUGUGCAACGACUGCGUAAAGUUCACUAUUGGUCUACGAUCCGCAUUAUCGAGGUCGUCCAAUAGUGCUCGAUUUGGCUACAGUUCGCCAGUUAAAUGUUCAACACGAUCCCUCUGUUAAUGUCAAGACCCGCGCCGUGAAAUAGUCGCCAUCUUUGCGACCGAGUCGCAUCCCCUCGAUUCGGUCUGUCGUAUUGUUCGCGCAGCUUUAUGUUGUGUCGGAUAGAAAAAAAAUCGUUGAAAAUUGGUGACGAAACGGGCAAAGCGGUUCAGUGAGACCGGAUAGCUUUCAAGCUUCGCCGAGAGUGUAGCCCAGCACGAAGAGCGAACGUUACGUGUGGGGCUUACGUUCUCCUGGCCUCGCGAGCGCAGUAAGUACGUGACAGAAAUUUUUGGACGUUUUGACAAGUGACACAUCGAGUUGUGGGUUGAUUAGACCGAGUGGUGAUAAUAGACCAGCUCGCGAUUCAUCGGCCGGACCGUUAGUUACCGGCGUAUGCCAUUGUAACGUGUCGACGAAGAUCGUUUCGGUGGGAGAAAAAUGAGUUGUCAACGCAACGCUGGCAAGAUCACGGUGCCAGACGAGCUGCGUGACAUUCUGUUGGAGUUCACGAUCAGCUAUUUGCUGGAGCAACCGGUGGAUAUCAUCGAGUAUGCGAUAGGUUUUUUCACGCAACUUCGGGAAAGCCGUCAGACUCAGUUGAUUCAUCUCACUGCGCAGACCUGCUCCUCUACGCCGGACGAGUCUGUCGAUGAAGAACCGCCGCUCGGAAGGUUCGCGACGAGGAGGAAGAGUAUCUUUACGGAAGCGUACAAUCCUGAGGAAGACGAGGAAGACGAUGGAGCUAAGAUGGUGCAUCCGAAGAGCGACGAGCAACGGCAGAGGCUCAGCGACAGUGUUAAGAAUAAUUUUCUGUUUCGGGCCCUAGACGAGGAACAAAUGGCGGACGUGCUGGACGCGAUGUUCGAGAAAACCGUACAGCCGGGAGAAUUCAUUAUUCGACAAGGUGACGACGGUGACAAUUUCUACGUCAUCGAGAGGGGAAAGUUCGAGGUGUACGUCAAAGAUUCGCAGACGGGCGUUGAAUCCAUGAUACACAUGUACGAUAACCGCGGUGCUUUUGGAGAGCUCGCUCUUCUGUACAAAAUGCCCAGAGCGGCCACUAUAAAGGCCGUCACGUGCGGUACAUUGUGGGCCAUGGACAGGCAAACUUUCCGACGUAUUCUUUUGAAAUCCGCCUACAAGAAGCGUAAGAUGUACGAGGACCUCAUCAACAAAGUCCCGAUGCUCAAGUCUCUGGAGCCUUACGAGCGCAUGAACUUGGCGGACGCCCUAGUACCAAAACAGUAUUCGGCCGGUGAACAGAUAAUCAGGCAGGGCGAUACUGCCGACGGGAUGUACUUCGUCGAAGACGGCGUCGUUAGGAUUACUAUACUCGGAGACUACGGUCGCGAGAUAGAGAUUAAUAGAGUCCCUGCUGGUGGGUACUUGGGCGAGUUGGCGCUCGUGACACAUAAACCUCGCGCUGCUUCGGCCUACGCUGUAGGCGACGUAAAGCUGGCCUUUCUGGACGUUGAAGCUUUCGAACGCUUACUUGGGCCUUGUAUGGAACUCAUGAAGCGUAAUAUCGACGAUUACGAGGAUCAGCUAGUCAAAAUCUUUGGCAGCAAAGCUAACGUUACCGAUAUCCGAUGAACUGUCCAUAAGUAGUGAUACGAUGCACUGCUGUACUAAAGACACGGCUUUCGUACAGUAAUGUAAGAUGAACACAAAAACUUGUACCACCCACUUAUAUGAAUCUCAUCCGCGUGUUUCAAGUUAUCAUCUCAAGUCGACUUUCGUAAUGACUGUUCACUUAGACGUGUACUAGUAAGGAUCGUCGUUAAUAGUUACCAAGUUUGUACCUAUGACACACACUGACGGAUAAAAAAAGAAAACUUGUAUAGGCUUCUCUCGACUAUUCGUAUUCGCAUAACGGCACUGAACUCUCUAAGACUGCAUCAGAUCGUGAAAUAUUACCCUAUCUUGUCAUGUGCUCGAUCGUAUACAAGAUAGUAAUCUGAGUAACAAAAUAGUAUUCUCAAAAAAAAAGAAAAAAAAAUAUACUCGGAUGAUGCAACGUAUCGACAGACUCGUGCAGUUUUCAAAUAAUGUACGUUUUAUGGUACUCUAUUCUUAUACUCGACAGUUCGAGAGCAUUAUUCCGCUUUAACGCAAAUAUCAAUAAAAUAAAUUGGUACAAGUGCUUCGAUGAUCUUUCUGGUCAAGACAAAAAUUGAGAUACCAAUGGUGUAUCUUACAUUAUGAUUUUCUUCGUGAUGUUGAAGGAGAGUUUUUAUUGCUAACUUAUUACGAAAAUAUAAAUUUAGUUGUACUAAAAGAUAAGAACGGAAAUACACAUUUCGAGAUCCUGACGUUCGGUGUGUGUUUCUACGAUGAAAUCAUAGCUAUAACGCUAUGCUAGGAGAAUUAAAUUAAAUACAAAGGGCAGAGAGCACGACAGGCAAGUUAGAGCAAUUACUAGUAUCUAUGAUACCAUUUUUAAUGGAGAAAACGUAAGAGAGUAUAUUGUUUCAAAUGUCACACGUUCCGUCUAAUAUUUACAUAAUAAUGCCUGAGAAGAAAGCACUUCUUCUAUCAUAACUUUAACAGGAUAAUUUUCCUAAUUCCCAUGUUCCUAAUUUUACGAUUUGCUUUUUGCGUUAACGAGAAAGUAUUACGAGACGUAUACAUAUAUUUAUGUAGCGCACAAUACAACAUCCGUUCAUUUAAUUGUUUAUAGACACGCACAACACAUUGCGUUGAAUCAUUAUAUUUCUGUAUUAUUUAUAUUUGUUAUCAUCUAUCAUCAUUUGUUACAAUUUGAAAUAGAGACGCUUGCUGUAGCGCACAUCGCUAUACAUUUUCAAUCAAAGAAUAGUGCAUUUUUUGAUUAAAUACGUUCAAGAGUAGUACUCUAUCACCACAAUGUGUUAUUCGUCGUUUCCAGCAUCUACAUCUACCGUGCUGUUUCGUAAACGAACCAUCUUCAAAAGUGUGGUACUAUCGCCAGAAAAAAGUAAUGAGAAAUAAAAGCCUCUUCUUAAUGCAGACUCGAGUGCGCGGUCAUAUCUUUCGCAGGAUACGAUGAUUAUCGCGGACGCGUGAAAAAAAGAAACAAGCAAAAGCGACAUUUUUCUAAUUCCUUUGUAAUUUUUAUCCAUCUGAGUAGUACUGAGAUCUUUAUACUCACUGAUACUGUACGAAAUAUAUUGAUUCGAACUACACGCGGCACUGGGAUUGAAAUGGGGCGAGCACUCUGGUCUCCGAUACGUUCAUGUGUGUCUUAUCGGUGAAUCCUGGUAACAGAAUCGACCAAAAGAACCUAUGAACCUAUUUUUGUUACACGUGUAUGAUACACGUUAUACAUGUAUGAUAUACGUCUAGCAUCGUGAUAAAGAAAAAGAAGAAAGGUGGUUUCAAACUAAUUUGAACGUUGUGCGAACAAGUGCGUAUGCUAGUCACUCUUCGUGGCCGCGUAAGAUUGUCGUGUUUCUUUCGCGACAAUCGCGCCGACCAGUCGGAUGUAAUUUUUAUUACUACGAAACUAUGUAUUUACUGUGCGACUGAAACUCAAUUAUAAGCGAUAAGCUUUCUAAAUAAUAUCACAAUCACGGGGAAAGGAUAAGGAGACUAGUAUAUGUAUACUGUACGAAAACUAUGACAAGAAUAGCAUCAGGGUUUUACCAACGAUACGGAGGGGAAAUAUCUUCACGACUUUAGAAAUAUUUUAAAAAACCGUCGUGUUUUACAUGUUGGACUAAACAUUUUUUAAUUACUUCGUUUGCGAAAAAACAAACCAACAUUAUAUUACAUAUAGACGGAUAUUUGGUUCUCUUAAUAAUUACAUUUUUUUUUUAGUCGAAUUUAAAAUUAUUGUUGAUAACUUUUUAACUGAUCAAAGUGUACGAAAUAUUUCCUGUUCUUUGCUGACACGAAAAGCAUUAAUGAUGCAUGGUAUUUACUAGCAAAAGUUGCGUCGUCGAUCAUUUUACGAGGCCACCGUUGUCGACGCAUAACAACUUUGUUUUCACGAAUUUUUGUUUAUAGAUGAGUAUACACGUAUCGUACGCUUUGAAAUACCUACGUUGCAUUCACGCGUUCGUAAGAAUGCAGCAACGAACGAUUGCUAUGUUUAACAUUGCCGGAAAUUCCUGUUUCGAAUUCUGGUGAUCGUGCCAUCUUUCCUUUUUAGUUAAUCGUUCUCGGAUUCAGCGAAGUUUCAGCCGUGGUUCUUAGUCUUCCGCCGCAUCUCCAGGCUGUGAUAUUAUUUUCGGCAGAGUAUUUCAUUCCUUUCACGUAGGUCUAUGUACGCAAAAAGAUGUUUCUUGUUACGACAGCUUCCAGAUAACCGAAAGAUAAAGAAGACAAGGAGAACCCUUGAUUAUCGUGGAAUCGAACCAUUCCAAAGAUAGGGUUGAUCGAUUAUUGUUGACUGUUGAUUGCAUCGUUAAGGGCGACUAGGAGUUCCGAUCGGCGACUCGAGUGACUUGAUCGUUAAUGUCUAAUAGAAGAAUCGGGCAAUUAAGAGAAGAUACGCGAUAUAUAUAUGGCGGAAGAUUAUUCUCGCACACCGAAUUGAAAAGUAUAUUUAGGCAAAGUACUCAUCUGUGCGGAGCCAAGAUUCGAUAAAUUAAAUGUAAACGCUUAAGUAGAGUUGACCCAAUUCAAGUUGUACUGUAUGUAUCUUUAAUCAAGCGUGUAGUUUCUUCUACAUGUGCUGCGUGUUGCCCUUCGUGUGUGUGAGUGUGCGUGACGACCGAGCCAGUAAUUUAUUACUUGAUUUGCAUGAACCGUUGUCAGGAAAUUUUCGUCCGAACGGUUGUACGUUUCGUGUCAUCAUCAUUGAAAGUAAUCGCCGGUAAAAUAACUAAUUCGCUGAAGCUAUGCGAAUGAAUCUCGCGUAAUUAUAGGACGUACGCUUUACCGUGCCGGAGGGUUCCUUUUCUCAUUUGCUUCCGAACGAGAACGGCGAUCAUGUAAAUUCGCGGACACGUCGGUGGUCUGCUCCGAGUCCACGAGAUCGCGACUCGUUCUUAUCAGUCUAGUCCAGAAUGACGCGAAGAAUAUUUCUGGCUAAGUAAACGUGUACCAAGUCAGUUUGAUGGGUUGCGCGGCCAAUUAUAUGCUUCUGAAGCGUCGACUAUCACAAUUUAACGCAAAUCGCUAUAAGAGAAAGGCAAUAUCGACGUAUCACCUAAUCGAUAUUUGCUCUCACCUCGCUGAAAGUGUUUGCGAAUAUUCCGAGACCCGCUGCGGCUAACGCUCCGAGAAAGACUAAUUUCAUGCGUGAAUAAAUUGUCAGGAUCAUAUCGAUGCACUCGUGAGGCAUCACCUAUACCCUGAUUAGAUUUCUGAAAUCGACGCUUUGAUUGACGCGCUCAAAGUGCACCACCGGAACCCAUCGGGUUCUUCGUACGCAAUUUCUGUUUUCCACGUGUAUCGAUAUCAAUGUCCGUUCCAUUAAAAGACCGCGCUGUUAUAACGCCGGCACGCACGAUGGCUGUCUAAGUGAAACAGUCUCUUAGCGUCGGACCAAUACCUUAUAAAAGAGCAACGGAGUUUGCAACUAUUUCCCUCGUGCUAUUACUCUUACCUCUGUCUCGAUUUUCUUUGUAAUCGUUUAUCUAAAACGAUCGUGUACCGUGUUAGGCAAACCUCAAGUGUAUCGAAGUGAACAACAGUAUAUAAAAUAACUGAAAAUAUAGAGUCUGUAGCGUCUCGACUGUCUCUGUAUUUAGACAAUGGUAAAUUCGCUAUUGCUCGCGUGAUCGCAGCGAGGGCGAAAGAUAUUGAUCGCUCAAGACCAUCUCCACCAUAUCAUUUGGCUAACCCUCGUCGCUAUGUACUAUUUCUUCGUGGUUUUGAACUAACGAAAGAGAAUAAAACUAACGUGUAGUGUUUUAUUUGAGUGUAUAUAUAUAUGAUGAAAUUUUUGUUUGUUGCAAAGUCAUUACUUUGUUAUAAUUCAAAUUUUUAUUUAAACCGAAAUGGGUAACUAGUUGUUUACAUUUUUUGCUUGAUGAAAUUUAUCCUGGGAGAUGUGAUCUUGAGCGACUAAACAAUUUAUCCAACCUGUGUAAUUUGUUACGCGUGCAAAAACUCUGUACCAAGUAUAUAGUCUGGAGGUACGUCAACAGAUCAAAAUACGCUCCGUGAUAGAGAAAAUGUCCCGAGAGUGAAAUUCUCUCCAAGUUUCCGAUGCUUUAAGCGAAGCAAUAUAAGCGAUCAGCUCGAUUGCGUAUCGACAAUCGUCCGACAUCAUCGCAUGAAAGUCUCAUACGAUUAAAAUGAGGCAUAUUUUUAUCUAGAUAACGAAUGAAGCUCUUUCUAGAGGAAACUUCUAUUGACGAGUCACGAAUAAAGUUUGAUCUGGAUGAAAGUCUGUUAUUAAAGUGGGUCUUGAAUCAAAUACUAUUUGUUAUUUAAAUAACCGUUUAAUAAAUAUUUCUUCGCUAUGUAUGUGACUUCUGUGUAGCCCAAAAAGACAAGAAUUAGGAGAAAAUUAUUUGAGUAACGAUUAACGUUUUCUCGAGAGUCCUUUAUUUGAGCGGAGAGCUUUAUCUAGAUAAAAAUUUAUUUGAAAUUAUCCCAAUAGCGCCCAAUUCUGCACACAAUGCAACUGUCACGCCUAUUUAUCGAUCAUCUUAUAAUUAUCGCACUCGUAUUUCCGUAACUGAAACGAGGAAUAUUCCUUUCGGUUAACAAACAUGUUAAUGCGAUUGGAACAACGAUUCGUUACGUUCUUGCUUAAUUUGACAGCGAUGUUGUACCGCGACGUUCCACGGAAGGUUCGUUCGCUAUCGAAUAGCGUGUCGCAUGCAGGCCAGGGGAAUUAACAAUAUUUUGUAUAUUGAAACCAGAACGAGUGAAAAAAGUCCUGUUUUCGUAUGUUGCGUCGACCCGUUAGGUCCUUCGAUUCGAAGCUAACUAAGCGAAGAAUUGUUCUACUCGUCUAAUGAAUGUUUAACAGAUAUUCGUGUGUAUGUAAGUCUCAGAAUGUUAAUCGCGAUAUAACCGAUAAAAUAUCCAUCGGCAUUCUCGUUUUGCGUACCGUGAAGUCUGAAGCAGCAGAGAAGGAUCACGGCGCGAGUUCAAUGCCCCGCAAAUUACCAUGGAAAGAAGGCUAUCGGGUGAAACGGAAUUGAUACAAAGAAGCUGGCUUCAGAUACGUAACGUAAAUUUAACGCGUGAGAAAUGUUUGUCCUUUGCUGAGGGCUUAGAUACCGCGACGAUGCGACUUUGUAAAAGAAUGCGUGCAUGAGACCGACGGUCAAAAUUCGUUGACCGUCCUGUGUUAAUGGAAUUGCACCGGUACAAUUUGCAGAGAGGCUGUCUACGAUCCGAUGACGCGCUAAAUAAAAUAAGUCAUAUUAUUGUAAUAUUAUCAGGGUAUCGAAUGGUUGAAAAAGUUCUCAAAGACGUGACCGUCGACUUUGUCGAAUGACUCGGCAAGUGAUGAGAACCGCCGUACGCCGAAGAUGGGCAAACUGCUCAUCUAGAUAACAAAUUUCGUAUAACGAAUAAAAGAUGAUCAAUUUUCCAUUGGUUGUAUGUUCUAUAAAAGUUAAAGUCAAAUUAUUGUUAAAUUCUUUGAAAAACAGAACUUUUAUUCGUCAUUUAUUGUUCCAAUAAAAUGUUGCUAAUCUUUGUCGCACGCGGAAGUUCAAAAAGAAAAAUACAAGAUAAUUCCAAUAACGUGUCCGUCAGCGAGAUGAUAGGCCGUGUAGCAAAAUUAUUCCGAGCGGCUUUGAGUAUUUACCAGCAUUCUAACGUUUAUACGUUUUCUGCCUAUGACUGCAAUCCGUUCUUUCGCGAGCAAAUUAUUUGAAUGCUUUGUGUAUUAUGCGAGAGGAAUUGCGAUCGAGUAGAGUAACUGCGCGGUUAUAGCCGUGAAACAUAGACGAUUUAAGUUUACUAACAUGCAGAGCGUCCCUGCGUGGUACAAUCGCUAAAAGAAGAUUUGAGUUAUUCUUGUUGUUUAAAUAAGUCGACUUAUUUUCAAGCGAGGAACAAUUUAUUCUUUCUUUCGGUGAAUUUUGCCAUAUAUUUCGAGAUACCCCUGUAAUAUCGAAUCAUUUAAUGUUGUAAUCGUAUCGACUAUUUUGCGUGUCCACCGAGCAAAACAGCCGUAUUUUCAUAAUCGCAACAAUAAUAUUCUCGAGAUUGUCACACUUCUGUCCCUGUUAUAUUUGUUGAUGCUCAAGUCGCAUCGUUAUUGCAAGUCCGAGCGAGCUGGUGAUAUCGCUCCGGUGCGAGGUCCACGAGAGAUGUACGUUUUAAGCUGGAUAGAUUUUAUACACGUAUACGCUUACGUAAGGAUGUCUCUCUCGAGUUACAAAAAUGUUUGUGAACUAUAAAGAAACAAACAAACAAAAAAAAAGAAGAUAGUAAUUAUUGUAACGUACUUAACGUUUUUUCCGUUUCACGAUGUGUUGUAGCGUAAAACAGACGUGCACAUACGUAUAUAUACAUAUAGAUAUAUUAUAUAUACACAGAAUUAUAUAUUAGAUAUGUCGUUAUAUAUAUACAUAUAUGUCGAGACUCGUUUCCAGCUGGUCUGAUCGGGUAUUACUUUAAUAAUUAUAAAUUGCGUUAACCUGGCAGCGAUGCGAUUGCGAAGUAACAUUAUAGAAAGUGACGCGUGCAAUCAUAUAAUUUAUUGUAUAGCGCGCACUGUCAUGCCGACGACAGUUUAGCGAUCUGUAGUCCAUUGGCGAUGAAAGUGGAAAGGUGCACUAGUUGAUACUUCUGUUGUUCGAUUCAUACAGAUAAUUAUAUGCGAUUAUACGCGAUUGGAUAAUCGUGUGGUAACCGGAUCUGUAACUUAACAACUGGCGUAUGAGACUCUUUUUUUUCUCUAGAUGAAUAUGGAAAUUGAAAAUCAAUUGUUACAUUAUAUGAAUUGUUCUUUCAAGUACAGAUAUAUAAGAGGAUAUAGGCUUAAUCGGUUACCAAUUCGUUCCUAUUUGUUAAUGUUACUAAUUAAACUGAGAGACGAGUCUAAAGCACGCACGAGUGUAGGCACACGCAAUUAAAUUUAACAAGUACCAGGAAUAUUUAUCCGUUAAUUUUCUACAUUGAACCAAUGAACAUCGAUCUCUUUUUUUUUUUUUCAUUAAAAAUUGUUGCCAUGUGAAGGUGCUAUCGACAGAAUUCAAUGUGAUUGUACUGAAGCGAAUAUCAGAUAUAUACAAUGGAGAACUACACGGUGUGUUUACCCAUACUCGAUUAGACAAUGGUACGUAGCUACUACAUGCUUCUUACACAGCAUCACUGCCGGAUUAAGUACCGGUGUUACUCUCUUUUUGACGAGCAUACCUAAUUUGACGUUAAAAGUUUUGGCACAUCAAUAUUGUCAAACCUGUACUUUUAGUUGGUCGUACAAAUUCGUUGACUAUGUUCACGAAAAAGUCACUACUCUGACGUCUUGCUCUCGUAUACUUACUCAAAUUGCUCAUAAUGGUACAUGUAUUUCUACGAAUACAAUGUUUACUGUUACCAUUAUGAAGAAACGUUACUUAUUUGUUUAUUUACCCGACGCGAGUUCGUAUUCGAGAAGCGAGAAACAUUAGACGUACAGUGUACUAUGAAUAGAUAGUAUAAUGAAAAUUAAUAUAUAAUAAAUGAAUGGAUCUGUA